Aquila chrysaetos chrysaetos is the source of this 1107-nucleotide messenger RNA. RefSeq names its product sperm flagellar 1 (gene SPEF1). Gene Ontology annotation, molecular function: microtubule binding. Lineage: Eukaryota; Metazoa; Chordata; Aves; Accipitriformes; Accipitridae. Gene Ontology annotation, biological process: regulation of cytoskeleton organization. Gene Ontology annotation, cellular component: axoneme. The transcript has 7 exons. Bases 25 to 744 code for a protein of 239 amino acids. The record is from RefSeq and is a predicted model, not a curated record.
GGCCCGGGGAGGGCGGGCGGCCGCAUGGCGGGCGGCGGAGCGGUGGGCGAUCUGCGGGGUCUUUACCGCUGGUUGGACGCCGUGCCGCUCUCCCGGCCACGCAGGAACAUCGCCCGGGAUUUCAGCGACGGGGUGCUGGCAGCCGAGGUGGUGAAGUUCUUCUUCCCCGCCAUGGUGCAGCUGCACAGCUACGUGCCUGCCAGCUCCACGCCGCAGAAGCUCGCCAACUGGGGCCAUCUCAAUAGGAAAGUGCUGAGUAAGCUGAACUUCUCCAUCCCGGGUGACAUGAUCCGGCAGGUUGUGCAGUGCCGGCCUGGCACGGUGGAGCAGGUGCUGCUCGUGCUGCAGCAAAAGAUUGAGGAGAAGCAGCAACAGAGCAAGGCGGUGUCUGGCCCAGGCCAGAAGCCGGGCGUACAGGCAGCGCUAGAAGAUAUCAGCUACCUGGAGACAGGUAGGGCCGGCUACUCAAAGGCAAAGAGCAGCGUGGGAGGAGGCUAUGCCCAGGAGUCUCCCAGAGCUGCCGGGGUGAAGAAGAGCUGCCAUGGCUGUGCCCAGGCUCCCCCAGGGGACGCUGCCAUCCGCCUGCAGCUGGCAGAGAGGGAGCAGGCCCUGCUCCUGGCGCAGGAGACCAUCCAGAUCCUGCAGCUGAAGGUGGGGAGGCUGGAGCAGCUGCUGCACCUCAAGAAUGUGCGGAUAGACGACCUCAGCCGGCGUCUGCAGGAAGCCCAGUGCCAACAGCGGUGAGCGGACCCUCGCCUGCCUGGCAGCCCCUUGCCUGGGGCUGCCCCCCCGCCGCCUGCCCCACCUCUCCCACCCGUGGGAUCUCCCGCUGAGCUGGAAGAGCCAUCCCAGUGCCUCCCAGUUGCCCCAGUUCCCAGGACAGACUCUCAAGGACAAAAGCCAGAGGUGGCAAAGGCAGAUGCAGAAGCAGGGACCCCCGUGCCCACCUCUGGGUUCCUCCGCCAUGCCUGCCAGCGGGCAGUGAGGCAGCGGCAUCGCUACCACAUGGGUUUCGCUCAGCCCUCCAGCCAUCGCCCGCCGACAGCAGCCGUUCCUCCUUCCUUUGUCUUGCACGUCGGUAAUUAAAAAGCCGGGUCAUCGCUUGGA